This is a messenger RNA of Calypte anna (Anna's hummingbird), 410 nucleotides long. RefSeq names its product serine peptidase inhibitor, Kazal type 4 (gene SPINK4). Gene Ontology annotation, molecular function: protein binding. The transcript is spliced from 4 exons. The record is from RefSeq and is a predicted model, not a curated record. Bases 12 to 290 code for a protein of 92 amino acids. Lineage: Eukaryota; Metazoa; Chordata; Aves; Apodiformes; Trochilidae.
CUGAGCCAGCCAUGGGUGCCAGGGAGCUGGCAGUGCUGGAGGCUGUGGCACUGGCACUGGUACUGGUGACUCUCGUCGCUGCUGGUGGGGAAGAGGUGAACAAAGGGAAUGGCCUGAGAAGGCCAGUGUGUGGAGACGUGGUCAAGCUGCAGGCCUGUCCCCUGGUGUACUUGCCUGUCUGUGGGACCGAUGGAAACACCUACGUGAAUGAAUGUCAGCUCUGUGUCCAGCAAAUGAAAACCAGGCAAGAUAUCCGGAUUUUGAAAGAUGGGGAUUGUCAACCUAUCUGAGUUUUCUGAUAGGUUUCCUAGAAAGCCUAGGAACAGGUGAUUAAUUGAUCCUAUGUGCUCUAUGCUGAUUGCACUUUUAAGGUAGCAAUGGAGAAUAAUAAAAUAGCAUGCACAGUCUUA